Molecule: messenger RNA, 3167 nt
Organism: Cryptomeria japonica (Japanese cedar)
Lineage: Eukaryota; Viridiplantae; Streptophyta; Pinopsida; Cupressales; Cupressaceae
Product: protein NARROW LEAF 1
Exons: 6
Coding region: 970-3021 (683 amino acids)
Source: RefSeq, a predicted model, not a curated record
GUUUCUAAACAAAGUCAAGGAGGAGAAAGCGAAGGUGGUAUAUACUAAAAACGGCGGAAAAAUUACGUCAUAGAUUUUAACCCGGGGGGUAAAGAGGAGUGAAAGCGACAGGGCGGGGUCUCCGAAUCUUGAGACGGCAAAAUAUCCGAAGGACUGAGAGAGGCACACCAGAUUGACACCCUUUUGGGCCCCUGAAAACUGUUUGCACUGUAGUGCUGGUGGAGUCUCCAAAGAUGGCACUUUUGGGGGCUUUUAUUGGGGUUUUUAACUUUCUUUUUCCUUUGGGCCUGCGUUUCUCUCGCAUCUGAAUGCACGAUCCGUCGCCCCCUUGAACAUCGUUAGCACAGAUUUGGCCCCUAAAAUCUUGGUUUCUUUAUUUUUAUUGGUAUUGGUAUAGUCACUCAUAUUUGAAUGAGAUUUUGAGAGGGAGGUGGGCCUGUAGUUAUGAUGAACUAGUGAUAGGGAUGUAGCAUUAUAUGUACAGGGAAAAGCAUUCUUAAGCAUUAUCCUCUCUCUUUGAUUCAUAAUAUUAAUACAAAAUGUUGGUUUUGGUCAUGGGUUAUUCAUAAAUCGAGUCUAUACUUGAACACAGAUGUCAGUCGUCUGUAAAAAAAGUAGUACCCAUAUCAGCUUCUUGCUUGGCUAGUGAAGAAAACCACAUCCAAAUGCCAUUUCUGUGAAAAGUAGGAAUACCCAUUUCAGUUUCCAUUGUCGGGCCAGUGAAUAGUCGAGCAAAGCAGUCAUAGCCUGUGGGAUCAUCAAAAUUUACUCAAGCCUUGUUUCCAUUUUUGGGUUUUGGAUUUGGUUCCAACAAUCGAUUUUCAAUUUUUGAGUGCUCAUAUAAUACCAACUUGUGCUUGAUGGUACUAACUCCUGAUGUUUUUUUGAUAUUGAGGUGAUUUGGAUUUAGAGUAGGAGUAUUGGUUUGUAGCGAAUGCAGAGGUUUGGAGGUUUUAGCAGUGUAUUGAGAUGGUGGAUGAGCCGUUGGAGUUGGUGCUAUCAUCAUCAUCUCACCCAGAAGAGGAGGUAGCAGCAGUGACCACACCAGUGGCGAGUGAAGUGCUGAUUGGCGGGUCCAAAGAAGAGGAAGACAACACUAUUGUGGCCACUGAAGAUCCUAUGAAUCAGCAGCAUAAGAAGCUCAGGUUUAAAUCUAAGGAGCUACAGCAAUCCUAUUGGGAUCGGUCCAGUGAGGAGAUGGAUGUCACCAGAGCUCUACGAAUAGGUAGACGCUACUCAGGAUCAAUGCAAUCAGAGGAGUCGGUCUUGGAUCGUGAACAUACAUUUGUGACCGGCAAUUCCAGUCGUCAUCCACGCACAGACGGUCCUCCUCUCCAGGCAUCUGCCUCAGCCGGACAACAUUCAGAAAGCAGAGCUUACUUCCUCUGGCCAGCAUCAAACCGGCUUAACGGUACUGCUGAGGAGAGGGCAGCUUACUUUGGCGGUGUCCAGAAAGAGGUGGAUUCCGAUACACUGGAGCGUUUACCGAGUGGACAACAAGCUACUACAUUGCUGGAUUUGAUGACAAUACGAGCGUUCCAUAGCAAAAUACUGCGCCGCUACAGUCUUGGAACUGCUAUUGGCUUUCGCAUUAGAGAAGGGGUGCUGACCAACAUACCUGCUAUACUCGUGUUUGUAGCUCGAAAGGUCCAUAAACAGUGGCUUCUUGACAUCCAAAGGCUGCCUUCUGCCCUUGAGGGUCCUGGUGGCGUUUGGUGUGAUGUGGAUGUUGUUGAGUUCUCAUAUUAUGGGGCACCAGCAGCAACACCAAAAGAACAACUGUAUACAGAACUGGUAGAAGGUCUGCGGGGAAGUGAUCCAAGUAUUGGUUCAGGUUCUCAGGUUGCAAGCCAAGAAACAUAUGGAACACUGGGAGCUAUUGUUAGAAGUAGAACUGGCUCUCGUCAGGUUGGCUUUCUGACCAACCGACAUGUAGCAGUGGAUUUAGAUUACCCAAACCAGAAGAUGUUUCACCCAUUGCCUCCAAACCUUGGACCGGGUGUCUAUUUAGGUGCUGUUGAGAGGGCUACAUCAUUCAAUACUGAUGAUCUGUGGUAUGGAAUUUUCGCUGGCAUGAAUCCAGAGACAUUUGUACGAGCAGAUGGGGCAUUUAUUCCAUUUGCAGAUAGCUUCGAUAUUUCCAAAGUCACUACUACAGUGAAAGGUGUGGGAGAUAUGGGCGAAGUUAUGUGUGUGGACCUGCAAAAGCCUAUUGGAAGUCUCAUUGGCAAGCAGGUGGUGAAGGUGGGGAGAAGUUCUGGCUUUACAAGAGGAACUGUGAUGGCUUAUGCCCUCGAAUACAAUGAUGAAAAAGGCAUCUGCUUCUUUACAGACUUCCUUGUUGUAGGAGAGAAUAAACAAGCAUUUGAUCUUGAAGGUGACAGUGGAAGCCUUAUACUAAUAACAGGGGAAAAUGGUGAGAAGCCUAGGCCAGUUGGAAUUAUAUGGGGUGGUACAGCAAAUCGUGGAAGACUGAAGCUGAAGAAUGGAUCUGGUCCUGAAAAUUGGACAAGUGGAGUUGAUCUUGGCCGUCUGCUUGAUUUACUUCAGCUUGAUCUGAUCUCUGGUGAAGAUGCUCUUAGAGAAGCUGUUGAGGAGCAAAGGCGAUGGACAUCAGCAGGACCCAUUGAUUCCACUGUUGGGGAGUCCUCGCCAAGAGGAUACAGGACUGUUCCUUUACCAUUGGCUGAAAAGGAGAAAUUAGAAGAGGCAUGCCAACCUAUACAAUAUGAAGAUGUGUCAAAUUUCCAUGGGCCACAUUUGUCUCUCCAGAGUGGAGUUGAAACUAAUCUGAUUUUUAAGCAAGAGUUACCUACAAGGUUGCCUGAGGCGUCAACAAGUGUGGAGCACCAAUUUAUGAAGGACUUUCACAUGUCACUUGGGCACCCAGAGCAGAGUAGAUAUCCAGAGUCUGGGAACCUAUCAGCACUUAGAGAUGGAAAAGAUGGGUCCAGUGAGGACAUUUCCAUUGGUUUGCAUUUAUAUGACAGAGAGGCUAAAAAGAGGAGACCAAAUUCAUAAUUCAUUGGCGAGGAUAGAAUUUACAUGUGUACAAACAGCCUGAGUGAUGUUUUUCCUGUGCUAGCAUUGAAAUGGCAAAGCCAGAGGGAAAUUAUGUAGCUCUCACCACUAUUGUUUAAUAUAGUAACAUAAUUUUUGGCUGUUUA